Rhipicephalus microplus (southern cattle tick) is the source of this 819-nucleotide messenger RNA. RefSeq names its product alpha-crystallin A chain. Lineage: Eukaryota; Metazoa; Arthropoda; Arachnida; Ixodida; Ixodidae. Gene Ontology annotation, biological process: protein refolding; response to heat. Gene Ontology annotation, cellular component: nucleus; cytoplasm. The record is from RefSeq and is a predicted model, not a curated record.
UGCGCCGGCCCGUUCUAUCAGAUUUGCACUGAAUCCCUGCGUUGACAGUUCAGUGUGCGCUUCACAGCCAACUCGCAAGCAUCAUGGCUCUGUUUCCCCUGCUCAGCCGUGGCUCCCGGUGCCCCUCGGACCUGGCGAGGCGUUUCUUCGAAGACGACGACUUCGGCGGCUCCUUCUUGGACGGUGAGCUGUUUGACCCGCCGUUCUACCACCAGCGCUACUACAUCCAGCCUCGGCAUCACCGUCAGUCUUCCGGCGGCGUUUGCCCCGCCCGCCAGCAGGGCACCUCGGUCGCCUGCACUCCGGACAAGUUCGCCAUCCGAGUGGACACCCGGCACUUCACUCCCGAAGAGAUCAGCGUCAAGACGCAGGACAACAGCGUCGUCAUUCACGGUAAGCACGAGGAGAAGUCCGACGACCGCGGCUGCUACGUGAAGCGCGAGUUCACCCGCCGCUACGUGCUGCCCGAAGACGUCGAUCCCGAAACCGUCAAGUGCCACUUGCAGCCCAACGGAAUGUUGGCCCUCGAAGCACCGCGCAAGAAUGCCCCCAAAGAGCAGCCCAAGGCAGUGCCCAUCGAAAUCAAGCAUGAAGGCGCCAGCGGUGAUGCUCUGAAGCAAAAGUGAACAGGCUGCUGCUGUUCGCAUUUCGUACCUGGGACUCUUUUUCUCUAAGGUUGUGUGCGAACAUUCCUGUGUUUGUAUUUUGUUAGUGAAGGCCGGCCUUCGUUAUGAGUGUUUCCAUUGUGAGAGAGUUCACUAGUGUCUUUUUGUGUGUGAGCUACUUAAGUUAUCAAUAAAAGAGGCAUUAUUUUUCACA